Oncorhynchus nerka (sockeye salmon) is the source of this 3181-nucleotide messenger RNA. RefSeq names its product transmembrane protein 154-like. The transcript is spliced from 9 exons. The coding region runs from base 138 to 785 and encodes 215 amino acids. The record is from RefSeq and is a predicted model, not a curated record. Lineage: Eukaryota; Metazoa; Chordata; Actinopteri; Salmoniformes; Salmonidae.
AUCUCUCAUUCUCUCUCUCCUCCUCCUCUCGGUGAGUCUCUAGGUGAGUCAAAAGCAGCCCUGAAUCAGGAAGUAGGAUGCCGUGACAGACAUUAGUAGGCAGAAGGAAAUGGGCACCACCACCACACAAUGUCACUAUGUCUGCUGCCGCUCCUGUCCAUGGUAACACAAGGACGAGAGGGAAGAGAGGCCACAGGGAAAUGACCCCAUCGUCGAUCAUGUUGCUGCUGGCUCUGACAGCCUGCCUGGCGGGGACUGUGUUCUGCCAGGGUGAUGAGGACACAAGUACUGUUGAAGAAACACAAACAGAAAAUGAUGCCGGGUUCUCAGUGGUCCCACCUGUAAGUCAUGCUACCCCUACACCAGACUCAUACCUAUCAUCUGAGAGUCCUUCAGAGGGAUAUGAGACUGAAGCUGAAGCUGGUUCUGGGUUCAGUUCAGGUGUCAAUUUAGAAGGGGAGGAUAAUUUCAAAUCCUCUGAAGCACCACUGGAGGACAGUCUGAGUCUCACCUUCGUCCUGGUUCCUGUUGUGCUGGUGGUCGUGAUAAUCGCCAUGGUAGUGGGCGUAGUCAUAAUCAACCGCAGAUGGAAUCGGAAAGGAAAGAGCAAUUCUGAUAACGUAGAAGAGGAUAAAUAUUUGCAUGGUAGCGAUGAUACAGAAAAAGUUCCAAUGCCCAUGUUUGAGGAUGAUGUCCCCUCUGUGUUGGAGCUGGAGAUGGAAGACCUGGAACAGUGGAUGAAUAAAGACGGUGGAGUUCGAAUGGACUCUGGACAAGGGAUCUAACAUGAGAUCAUGGCUCGGGAGAGGCAAAGGUCGAGUCAUGCAUCCUCCGAAACAUGAUCCGCCAAACCACAUUUCUCAACAACCGCCCGCCUAACCCGGAAGCCAGCUGCACCAAUUUGUCGGAGGAAACACUGCUCAACUGACGACCGAAGUCAGCCUGCAGUCGCCCGGCCCUCCACAACAGUCAUUUCUGUUCCCCCUGCAUACCUUGUUUUGAUACAUGGUGGCCACACACACACACACACACACACACACAAAUACAGAUACAGAGCGAGACAGAGUCUCACAUACACCCACACAUGCUUCUAUUAUCUCUCUGACACACACACUCACACGCACAGAAAUAUACACAUGACUGCACAAACACAUGCCUCACUUACUGACAUAAGGGCACACACACACACACACACAGUGACUGCUGAACUCUGUCCCCUAGUCCUCCUCUGUACCCAUCGUAACCUUCUAACCCUCUGAAGCAGGAAGAGUCCUGACAUCUGUUAGUGAUUACCACAGGCAUGCAUGGAAGUGUGGCGCAACAGGGCGUUGGGAUGGCCCCUUGUUCUCUCUCUCAGAAAGGCUGGGAGGGUCAAGGUCCAUUAGACUAGCUGUGAGCUCACGUCAUUCACACACAGCUUUUUUUCCCCCAGAGUUCUGUGGGUUUGCAGUGUGACAUAAGGGUGGAGGGUCAUAGACUACUCUCAGUUAACUGUGUAUGGCAGGCCUACUGUAGACCAGUGGAGGCUGGUGGGAGGAGCUAUUUGGAGGACGGGCUCAUUGUAAUGGCUGGAAUGUAAUAAAUGGAACCGUUUAAAACACAUCAAACAUGGAAACCACAUUUUUGACUCCGUUCCAUGAAUUCCAUUCCAGCCAUUACAAUGAGCCCGUCCUCCUAUAGCUCCUCCCACCAGCCUCCACUCCUGUAGACAGCAUGCCCUAUUGUAGACCUACUGUAAGUACGUAAAAUCAACUAUAAAUAUCUGUUGUUUCCAAUGGGGGAUUUAUGGACAGUUUGGUGUAGACUAGAGGAUCAACAUACCAGCUGAUUGUGAAAUGACAUCAUUCUCAUUCCUUCCCAAGGACCUUUGUGAGUUACAUACUGUAGGUCAGAGGGUUUGGUGUGACAACCAAAUGAAUGUUAAAACAUCACGUCACUCCUUCCAAUGAAGGAUGUUAUUCUAUUGAUUGUAUGAACAUGUACUGUACUGUAGUCGCAUGACCUCUCCCUGUCUGUCUGUCUCCUAUAGGCUAGUCCCUAAAGAGUCACGGAGUCAGUCAAUUCUCUCUCUCAACCGUCCUCUUGCUGUACUGCCGGUGACAAAGGACAUUUCCCCAUCGCAGGGAAGGACAUUCUGUUACCCAGCCGCACUGUAGACUUCUUCUAUUCAUGUCAAUGUCAAAGCAACGUCAUCAACCGACCACAUUGACAACAAGAAAGCAACACCUCCACCCAAGGUGACUGCAAAAAACAGGAAAUGCUGAAUUUAUUUUCCAUUUCAGCAUAAACAAAAGACAAGUAACAAUAAAUGCACAAGUUAAACUUUUUUAGUACGUAACAUCUUCAAAUCUGCGCACUCCACCGUCAAAUGUACUGUGGUAUAGACUCUAUGGAGAAACAGUGUGUGGCAAUAGUCCUUUCACUACACGGAUCCUGAUUGUGGUCGGCCUAAUAAUGAAUGCUUUUUGCAACGCCAUCAACUCAGUACAGUGCCUUUUUAGUCAUUGUUUCAAGUUCAUCUACACUUUUUAUGUGAUUGUUUUACUGUCUUUUGUAUUCAGCUGUCAUGCAGUGAGAGAGGGAAUCAGUGAGAGAGGAAGGAGUAAAACACAGGAGGUUGGUGGCACCUUUAUUGAGGAGGACAGGCUCGGGGUAAUGGCUGGAAUGGUAUCAAAUGCAUCAGACACUUGGUUUCCAUGCGUUUGAUGCCAUUCCAUUCGCUCCGUUCCAGCCAUUAUUAUGAGCUGUCCUCCCUUCAGCAGCCUCCUGUGGAGUAAAACAUGUAAAACUAUUGCUGAAAGCGGGUGUCGGUAGCCAUGUUCUGACACCCAGACAACAAUAUCAGGACUUGACCUCCAAAGAUCCUACAGGCCCUCCCCUUUACAACAUGAACACAUAUUCCAUGCCCACAGUAAAGCCAGACCAGAUGGUAUAUACCCUUAUUCCAACGGCCAACUGACCCAGUCCCAUGAUAGAUAUGAUGGCUCUAACCCAGUCCCAUGAUAGAUAUGAUGGCUCUAACCCAGUCCCAUGAUAGAUAUGAUGGCUCUAACCCAGUCCCAUGAUAGAUAUGAUGGCUCUAACCCAGUCCCAUGAUAGAUAUGAUGGCUCUAACCCAGUCACAUGAUAGAGAUGAUGGCUCUAACCCAGUCCCAUGAUAUAUAUGAUGGCUCUAAGCCAG